UGUCAGUAAAUCUGUUGCAAACAGGAAACGUGAUUUUCUUUUUCAUUGCAAAUAUUCGAAGUUGUGCUAAAACAUGGAAAUAGCGCAGAAUUUUAUGGGUGCUGGUGCCACAAACACUAUGGUCCGCAUCAACGAGAAUGGUAACGUCGUUGGCACCAUCAUUGUCAACUGUGAAGGGUUCCCUGAGACAACAACCCUGGACAGUUUGACAGCUGCGACGUACUCCACGCAUAUGCGGAAUCUUUCGCAUCAUGCCAGUAAUGCUCUCAAGGAAAUUGACGUGACUGAUGAACUGGUCGUGCUAAGACUGAUCUCCAGGAAGACGGAGGCUGUUGUGGCACCGGACCACGAGUUUCAUCUCAUCGCUGUCAUGAGACGCUCGUGAAAUUAUAUUAAUGUACGAUUAAAAGUUAA
Achroia grisella is the source of this 414-nucleotide messenger RNA. Its product is annotated as dynein light chain roadblock-type 2-like. NCBI's taxonomy places the organism in Eukaryota, Metazoa, Arthropoda, Insecta, Lepidoptera, Pyralidae. Gene Ontology annotation, molecular function: dynein intermediate chain binding. The transcript is spliced from 4 exons. The coding region runs from base 74 to 385 and encodes 103 amino acids. Gene Ontology annotation, cellular component: cytoplasmic dynein complex; cytoplasm. The record is from RefSeq and is a predicted model, not a curated record. Gene Ontology annotation, biological process: microtubule-based movement.